AUGCCCCAACUCCUCCCACUACCCUGAUUCGGCACACUACUCUUUGCCUGAGUAGUUUUCUUAAUCUUCUUUCCUAAAAAAGUAACGGCCCACACAUUCCCUUACGACCCUACCCCCCUCAAGCCUCAAAAGCUAGAGAAAACCUCUUGAAAUUGACCCUGAGUGUAA
Molecule: messenger RNA, 168 nt
Organism: Epinephelus moara (kelp grouper)
Lineage: Eukaryota; Metazoa; Chordata; Actinopteri; Perciformes; Serranidae
Source: the annotation of a RefSeq genome assembly